Gossypium arboreum is the source of this 1108-nucleotide messenger RNA. Its product is annotated as probable WRKY transcription factor 70. NCBI's taxonomy places the organism in Eukaryota, Viridiplantae, Streptophyta, Magnoliopsida, Malvales, Malvaceae. The transcript has 3 exons. Gene Ontology annotation, molecular function: DNA-binding transcription factor activity; sequence-specific DNA binding. The coding region runs from base 147 to 974 and encodes 275 amino acids. The record is from RefSeq and is a predicted model, not a curated record. Gene Ontology annotation, biological process: regulation of DNA-templated transcription.
AUCUUAUCUCUUCUGCUCCUUUCACCUACAUACACAUAUAUAUAUAUAUAUAUAUAUAUACACAUACACUUACUAAGACUGGGAGUGAGGCAACAAAUAAAAGCCAUAGAGUUUUUUUUUUUUUUUUUCUGGGGGUGAUAAGAACUAUGGAUACUCUUUAUCCAUGGCCUGAACCUGAAACACUAUCAAGCAACAAGAAAAGGGUAAUACAAAAACUUGUGGAAGGUCAACAGUGUGCUACUGAGCUUCAAGUUAUUGUACUCCACAACAACAAGCCCCCUCAACAAGCUGAGGAGCUUGUGCAAAAGAUCUUGUGGUCAUUUAAUCAAACACUUUCUAUGCUAGCUGAAGCUGGUCAUCAUGAUGAAGUGAUUUCCCAGAAUCAGGCAACUUGUAAUGAUGAUUGUAAGUCUCAAGAUUCUAGUGAGAGCAGCAAGAGAUCACUUUCAGCAUUCGUUAAGGAUAAGAGGGGCUGUUACAAGAGAAAGAGGUUUGCUCAAACAAAGAUAGUGGUGUCUGAUAAAAUAGAAGAUGGGCAUGCAUGGAGAAAAUAUGGACAAAAAAAUAUCUUACAUUCUAAACAUCCAAGGAGUUACUUCAGGUGCAGUCACAAGCAUGAUCAAGGCUGUAGUGCUAUCAAACAAGUUCAAAGAAUGGAAGAUGAUGCCCAAAUGUACCACAUCACAUACAUUGGUACCCACACUUGCAGAGACCAGUACUCAUCCAUGGCUACACCACGAAUCGACAGUCCGAGUCCGAUAUUAAAACUCGAAUCCGAGGAACAAGCGACGACACCAAGCGAUGUUACGGAUUUGGAUUCGAUGACCAUGUGGACGGAUGUAAUGAUGGGUGGUGUUGGUUUUGAAAUUGAUGUGGUGUCCAACAUGUAUUCAUGCACUGAAAUCACUUGUCUGGAUUUAGAACCUGUUGAGCUUGAAAAUGGUUUGCUGUUUGAUGACACUGAUUUUGCUUAGUGAAACUUUGGCUUUUUUGUACAGUUAAUACUAUAAGCCAUGUUCCCUAUUUGUAUUAUGUAAUCGACGGUCAAAUUAUGUUGUUAGUCCCUGUACUUGAGUGAAUAAUCAGUUCUUUUAUUUUAAAAAUUAAA